Messenger RNA from Chrysoperla carnea, 1028 nucleotides. RefSeq names its product retinol dehydrogenase 12-like. The record is from RefSeq and is a predicted model, not a curated record. Lineage: Eukaryota; Metazoa; Arthropoda; Insecta; Neuroptera; Chrysopidae. The transcript has 6 exons. The coding region runs from base 9 to 1028 and encodes 339 amino acids.
AUAUAAACAUGUUAAAUAGUAAAAGUGAUUUUAACUUAUUUGAAGCGGAUCCAUUUUCUUGGUGGUUACCAUAUAUUGUUGCUGCAUUUGUUGGGAUUAUAACAAUCAUACGUGAAUAUAUAGGCGGAUGUGAAUGUCCAAGCCGACGAGAAAUUUGCAAUAAAGUGGUUUUAAUAACAGGAGGUUCAGGUGGAAUUGCUUAUGAAACUGCACUAGAAUUAGCAAAAAGAGGAGGAAUUGUUAUCUUGGCAUGUAAGAAUAUCGAAAAAGGUCAAAGUACUCGCGAUAAAAUCUUAAAAGUAUUACCAACUGCCAUAAUAUUUGUAAAAAAAUUGGAUGUAUCAUGUAUGGCCUCAAUAAAAAAUUUCAUUGAAAAUGAAUUCAGAUAUCGAAGAGUUGAUGUACUCAUCAAUAAUGCGGGAAUCUCCGAGCAUCCAUUUCAAUUGACUGAAGAAGGUCAUGAAAUUCAUUUAGCCACAAACUAUUUAGGGCAUUUUUAUUUGACACAUUUAUUAAUUCCACGUUUAACUGCAGCUGGUAAUGCCCGUGUAAUUAACGUUAUCGAUAAAGUAUACAAAAAUGUUGAAUUACAUUUGAAAGAUUUGAAUAUAACGACUAAUUGGAGUUGCCAGGAAGCGUAUGCGCACAGUAAACUUUGUUUAGUUUUAAUGACUAAACAAAUAGCAAAGUUAUUACAGGGAUAUAAAAUCACCAUAAAUGCUGUAACACCCGGUUCCGUACGGAAUACCGGAUUUUUAAGAAAUUCACCGAUGUGCAAAAAUACAUUGUUAAAAAUUUGGUUUUAUCCAUGUUUAUGGCUAUUUUAUAGAAAUCCAAAACAAGGCGCACAAUCUAUUAUUUUUUCGGUAGUGGAUGCUAACUUAGAAAAAGUUUCUGGUGUACUUAUUAGUAAUUGUGAAAUCGAAAAAAAUUCUAAAAAACCUCAAGAAGAUAAACUUAGCGAAGAACUAUACUUAAAAACAUGCGAACUGUUAGAUAUUUCUCCGAUCAAUCCAAAAAAACAUUAA